This is a messenger RNA of Myotis lucifugus (little brown bat), 2171 nucleotides long. RefSeq names its product meprin A subunit beta (gene MEP1B). Gene Ontology annotation, biological process: proteolysis. Bases 1 to 2115 code for a protein of 704 amino acids. The transcript has 15 exons. Gene Ontology annotation, cellular component: membrane. Gene Ontology annotation, molecular function: zinc ion binding; protein binding; metalloendopeptidase activity. Lineage: Eukaryota; Metazoa; Chordata; Mammalia; Chiroptera; Vespertilionidae. The record is from RefSeq and is a predicted model, not a curated record.
AUGGCGGGCAUUGCCUGUGGAGGGAUGGUGGAGCGGCCAACUCCAGAACAUUUUGAUGUAGAUGGUGGAAUUGACCAGGAUAUAUUUGAUAUCAAUGAAGCUUUGGGACUGGAUCUUUUUGAGGGAGACAUCAGACUUGACGGGGUACAAGAUAGAAAUUCCAUCAUUGGAGAAAACUAUAGAUGGCCUCAGACCAUCCCAUAUGUUCUAGAAGAUAGCUUGGAAAUGAAUGCUAAGGGAGUUAUCCUCAACGCAUUUGAACGCUAUCGCUUAAAAACAUGCAUUGACUUCAAGCCUUGGACCGGAGAAACGAACUAUAUAUCAGUGUUCAAGGGCAGUGGCUGCUGGUCUUCGGUGGGAAACAGGCGCGUUGGGAAGCAAAGUCUCUCCAUUGGGGAAAACUGUGACAAAAUAGCAACGAUUCAACAUGAGUUCCUCCACGCCCUGGGGUUCUGGCACGAGCAGUCGCGCUCUGACCGGGAUGACUAUGUCAGCAUAAUGUGGGACAGAAUCCAAUCAGGCAAAGAGAACAAUUUUAACACCUACGAUGACAAAGUCUCGGACGCUCUGAAUGUCCCCUACGAUUACACGUCAGUCAUGCACUACAGCAAGACCGCCUUCCGAAAUGGGACGGAGCCCACGAUUGUCACGAGGAUCCCGGACUUCAUGGACGUCAUCGGCCAGCGCAUGGACUUCAGCGACUCUGACCUCCUCAAGCUGAACCGGCUGUACAACUGCUCCUCUUCCUUGAGCUUCAUGGACUCGUGCAAUUUCGAGCUGGAAAACGUGUGCGGUAUGAUUCAAGGCUCAGGCGACAGUGCUGACUGGCAGCGGCUUUCCCGGGUGCCCGGGGGGCCAGAGAGCGACCACUCCAACAUGGGCCAGUGCGCAGGCGCCGGCUUCUUCAUGCACUUCGACAGCAGCGCUGUGAGCGCGGGGGCCACGGCCAUGCUGGAGAGCAGGACCCUGUACCCCAAACGGGGCUCUCAGUGCCUGCAGUUCUUUGUGUACAACAGCGGGGGUGCCGGAGACCAGCUGAACAUUUACAUCCGCGAGUAUUCCGCAGGCGCCCCGAAUGGAACUGUGGUCCUGGUGGAGGAAAUAAAAGAUAUACCCACCGGGAGCUGGCAACUUUACCAUGUAACGCUGAAAGUAACCAACAAAUUCCGGGUGGUGUUUGGAGGGGUCAGAGGAGCUGGUGCCUCACUGGGCGGCCUGUCCAUUGACGACAUCAACCUUUCGGAAACACGGUGCCCUCAUCACAUCUGGCGCAUAAGGAAUGUCACACAGCUGAUUGGCAGCCCCGAUGGAAUUCUCUAUAGCCCUCCAUUUUACUCUCCUAAAGGUUAUGCCUUUCAGGUUUCCUUGACUCUAAGCCAUCCGAGUAAUGCAGGGAUAUAUUUCCACUUGAUCUCUGGAGCCAAUGAUGAUCAAUUAGAGUGGCCGUGUCCUUGGCAACAAGCCACGAUGACACUCCUGGACCAAAACCCUGACAUUCGACGGCGUAUGUCCAACCAGCGGAGUGUAACUACAGACCCACUUCUGACCACGGACGACGAUGGCAAAAGCUUUUUCUGGGACAGGCCUUCCAAAGUGGGGGAAGUGGACUUUUUCCCGAACGGAACUCAGUUCAGAAGAGGCCCGGGCUCUGGAACUAGUGCCUUCAUCACCCACGAGCGGCUGAAGAGCAGGGACUUCAUCAAAGGAGGCGAUGUUUACAUCCUACUGACCGUGGAAGACAUAUCCCACCUGAAUACCACCUCCCCGCAGCUGGUCCCCACCGACGGCAUCCCCAUCACCGGCACCACCACCGCCCGCAUCCCUGACCUCUGCGUGAAGUUCACCUGUGAGAAUGACGGCGUCUGCACCGUCCGGGAUGGCAAAGCUGAGUGCAGGUGCCCGUCGGGGGAAGACUGGUGGUACAUGGGGGCGCGGUGUGAAAAGAGGGGCUCCACGCGAGACACCAUCGUCAUCGCGGUGUCUUCCACGGCCGCCGUGUUUGGGGUGAUGCUGGUGGUCACCCUGGUCAGCGUCUACUGCACCCGGAUGCGCUACCGCCAGAAGACGGGCUCCAACAUAGCGGACGUGCCUGUGGAAAAUGAGCACGCGUUUUGAAGAUGAGCUCAACAAGGCGGCCUUUUGGCAAAUGCAGCCAAAGAGGAUUCUUUGUC